AACCUCUUAACGACGUCGUUGGCUGCCACUUGGGAACUCUGUGAAAGAACAUCGACCUCUGACGGCUGCUCCGGCGGCAAGUCCAACCAUUUGCUGGGGGCGGAACGGAAGUUAGUACGCCAGAAAGCAUUUAUCUUUAAUUGGAGUUCGUGUGUUGCGUGGGAAAGGUUGAAGAAGGGAUUAUUAAUUAUUAUGUUCGUUUCUAAGUUUUAUCGUCUAGGAGUUCAUGCAGCCAAACAUUUGAUGAAAGCUCCACCUCUUACUCAGAGGACUCCAUAUUUUUCUGUGGUUCAUUCACAAUACAUACAUGGCCAGAGACAUCAAUUGUUUAGUAGUAUAGCUUCAGAACUUGAAUCCGAGGGUGUAAAUGAAGAAAAAAUAAAUGUAACAUUUGUUGACAAGGAUGGAGAGGAGAUGCACAUUAAGGUCCCUGUUGGAAUGUCAAUGUUAGAAGCUGCACAUGAGAAUGACAUCGAGCUUGAAGGAGCAUGCGAAGCAUCGCUUGCCUGUUCAACAUGCCAUGUUAUCGUAAUGGAUAUGGCUCAAUACAAUAAAUUACCAGAUCCUUGUGACGAGGAAAAUGAUAUGUUAGAUCUUGCAUUUGGACUCACAGACACGUCUCGCUUGGGAUGCCAAAUUAUUGCCAGACCUGAACUUGAUGGUCUUCGAUUAUCAAUUCCUGGUGCCACAAGGAACUUCGCUGUCCAGGCUAAACAUUAGUAUUAAUUAUUUAUUAUUCUUACAGAUAACAAGAAAGAUGUCUUGUUCUUAGACUAAAAUAAAUUUAUCCGAUAAAUUGCCGAAGAGAAACAAACAGGCCUCUGUACUUUUUCAUCAUCAAGGUAACCUAUUUUUGGAUCG
This is a messenger RNA of Andrographis paniculata, 861 nucleotides long. RefSeq names its product adrenodoxin-like protein 2, mitochondrial. NCBI's taxonomy places the organism in Eukaryota, Viridiplantae, Streptophyta, Magnoliopsida, Lamiales, Acanthaceae. Gene Ontology annotation, cellular component: mitochondrion. The coding region runs from base 193 to 720 and encodes 175 amino acids. Gene Ontology annotation, molecular function: 2 iron, 2 sulfur cluster binding. The record is from RefSeq and is a predicted model, not a curated record. Gene Ontology annotation, biological process: P450-containing electron transport chain. The transcript is spliced from 9 exons.